Paramecium sonneborni is the source of this 1823-nucleotide messenger RNA. The record is from the annotation of a GenBank genome assembly. Lineage: Eukaryota; Ciliophora; Oligohymenophorea; Peniculida; Parameciidae.
AUUAAAUGAGUGAGGAUUGGAAGAAAAAAAAAAUAGAUAAUUUCGUCAUUCUUAAUAAAAUAUUAGGAAAGGGUGCUUAUGGGACAGUGUAUUUAGGAUAUAUGGACAUAGGAUAGAGUUAAGUAAGAAUUGCAGUAAAAACGGUACCAAUGGAUGUAUGAACAUUAGUAAAUUUAUAGUCUGUGAAAUAAUCUCCAUAAAUCUUAAAUUUGAUUAAAAGAGAGUCAACUAUUUUAAAAUCUGUUGAGCAUCCAAACAUUGUUAGGUUAUACAAUGCAAAUAGAACUUAAAAUUACAUAUAUAUCUUUUUAGAAUUUUGUUCUGAUGGAGAUUUGAGAAAAUUCAUGUUGAGCAAAAAGGAAAAGCAUUUAUCUGAAGUUAUUUUUGAUUAAAUUAGUAGCUAGAAGCAAUAAUAUUUCUAAAACAUAUAGUUGAAGGAUUUAAAGAAUUGUUUUCUAAGAAAAUAAUUCAUAGAGAUAUAAAACCUGAGAAUAUUUUAUUAUCAAAUGGUAUAGCUAAGAUUGCUGAUUUUGGAUUUGCUAGAGUAAUGGAUGUAGAAAUGGAUGGUAUAAUUAGUUUAUAUUAAUUUUAUUAGAGCCUGGUAAAUUUUCAAGAAAUGGGACUCCAAUAUAUAUGUCUCCAUAAAUAUUGAGAGGUUAACCAUUUUCUGCUAAAUGUGAUGUAUGGUCAUUAGGAAUUUUAUUUUAUGAAAUGCUUUAUGGUAAGACUCCAUGGUAGGCAGAGAGUUAAAUUUAAUUAGAACAAUUAAUAUUAAAUAAACCACUAAAGUUUCCAACUAAACCUGUUAGAAGCUAAAAAGUUAAAGAAUUAGUUGCCAUGAUGCUUUAAAUUGAAGAAAAAGUAAAUUAAUUUAUUAUUUGUAGGAUAGAUUAAGUUGGUAACAUAUUUUUGAAAAUUAAGUUAUUAAAAUGAAUGAAGAUACAGUUAGAUAAAAUAUGAAUGAAAUAAUGAAAGAAGAUCCUAUGACUAAAUCAAUGAGUUUAAACAAGAUUUAUUUAGAUUAAUAUAAAGUAGUAGGAUAUUUACAUACUAAAAUUGAGGAUUAUAGAGAGGAUAGUAAAAAUGAUUUAGAUGGUUUAAAAUAAAUGUUUGAUGAAGAAAAUGUAAUCUUUCAUUUAUUGAUAUUUAUAGCCUGAUUUGAUCUUAUCUUAAUAUUAAAAGGAAAUGAAGAGAAGAGAAUCAUUUUAAAAAUUCUACACUUAUUAUUUAUAUGAAAGAAAUGUUGCUUUUUUUAUUAAUUAUACUCAAUUGAGAAUUAUUAAAUUAUAGACAUUUGGAGAUAUAAACCUUAAAAAAGAUGAGUUUUUAUAAUUGAUUUUCAUGUUAGCUAGAAAUUAAUUGUUACAUUUGGAUAAAAUUAAUUUGGCAUUGAAUUCUAAUAAACAUGAUUAAUUUGAUUAGGAAUUAUGGGGUCGAUUUAUUGUUAGUAAAGUAAAAUACUUUAUUUUAUUAAUUUUUAAAGGAUUGUUAAAGGUUAUUAACUACUAUCAAAAAUGACAUAAAUGUAAUUAGGGAUGUUUUCAUAUAAGUCAGAGAAAAAUGUCCUUAGUAUUAAUAAUUUUUUGAAAAAAUAGAUUAAAUAAAAGAAUUCUUGGGAUAAUAUAAAUUUAUUAUUUCAAAAACUAUAGAUUUUUUGAAGCCAUAAUCUAAUAAUCCUGGAAAGGAUGUUCUAACUGGAGUCUAUUAUUUAAAAAUAUGUCUUAAUCCUUAUGAAUUCUUCAAAUCAGUUGAUUUCGAUUUCAAUUCAUUUUAUGAAGAAAUAGAAAAUGCACCAGAGGAAGAAUUAAAAAUUAAAAUCUGAG